AUGGAGAAAAAUCUCACGUCCGAGGAGGUCCAUACGAUUGUAAAUGCAAGCAUCGAGAAGUUCCAUAGUGCAAUCCUACCGUCAGCAUUUUUAUGCUUUGCUCUUGGCACCUGUAGAACAGCCAAUGCACACUACAUGGAGUGUAUGAGAAGUAAUGUACAACACUGGACAACGUUCUUCGGUGAUGAACCUCAGGCGAUGUCACGAAAGUACUUAUAUCUUUAUCACUCAGUCCUCGUUCAUGGAAUUGCGGUUGGUGUACGAAGAUUAGUCGAGACUAAAGCACCGAAUUUGGCCAAGGUUGUGGUGGAUAGAUGUGGACCGCUGCAAAAGAAUAAUGUACGCGUAACAGCUUCAACGCAUGGAAGACUUCAGAAGCCAAAAGAAUUGAAAGCACGAAUGAAAAAACUUGUUGAGCAGCUGGCUGGUCUGCGAAGCUGCUGGACACAGAUUGGCGAUCGGAUGUGUACAGAGGCUUCAGAGCAGCCUUACUGUUGGAAUGGCACCAAUAUUAUCAGUGCAUUUUUUCGCAUAUUCUCAUCACAUAUGGAGCUUUUCACACAAGAUUUGUUUGCUACGUAUGUUUGUUGUCUAAUACUUGACGGGGAAAUCGAAAGCGGUCUAAGCUGGAAAAUACAUUUCAUGAAUUUACUUGAGGAUCUCUUUGCCCAACAGUUGUCGGAUAAAUGA
This is a messenger RNA of Strongylus vulgaris, 690 nucleotides long. NCBI's taxonomy places the organism in Eukaryota, Metazoa, Nematoda, Chromadorea, Rhabditida, Strongylidae. The record is from the annotation of a GenBank genome assembly.